Molecule: messenger RNA, 2713 nt
Organism: Mitosporidium daphniae
Lineage: Eukaryota; Fungi; Microsporidia
Exons: 2
Biological process (GO): sister chromatid cohesion
Cellular component (GO): cohesin complex; chromatin; nucleus
Molecular function (GO): chromatin binding
Source: RefSeq, a predicted model, not a curated record
AUGAUAUCAAGUGAACCUGAAAAUGAUAAUCCUCAGGUAAGUGCAAACGCUAUCAAAAGGCCAAAACCUAGAUCUGGUCGCAACGGCUCCAAUUUAGAAAAUAUAGACCUCUAUUUAUCCAUCAAAGAGUCUAGACAUACUCCGUCAAAGCUUGGCGCCAAUUUUAUAAAAUGGCUAUUGGCGGAUUCCGAUUCUGCCAUUAUGCACUUCAUCGGAUUGCUGCUUAAACUGUUCGAUAAGGAGUUCAUGUUUCAAAAAAAGGAACGUAGAGACUAUAAGACCUUCAAAUCGAAAUUCUCAUCCUUUAUCUCUAAUUUGGUUCUCGAUAUGAACAGUCACGAGGAGGAUUUGGAGGUAUUUAAGCGGCUGCUUGGAUGGAUUCUUGCCCUUUCGUCAUGUCAAUACAGGCCGUUUAGGAUUACAGCAACAUUUUGUGGCUUGUAUAUCCAGGAAAGUUUAUGCAGAUUAAUUGUUCACAACUACGUUGAUUUGGAAUCCAAUCAGGUUUCCAUUGCGACCUUUUCGUCGCUUUUGGACUUUAUUUUCAAUGGACUUUAUCUUCAUAGAUAUCGUGAUGUGGACCCCUAUAUCCGAGCGGUCUGUGUCAAGCAUCUAGCAGAGUGGAUCAUUAUCUAUCCAAAAAAGUUUUUGGAUAACUCUUAUCUUCGGUACAUCGGAUGGAUAUUAUCCGAUAAGGUUGCUGAAGCCAGAGCAGAGGCAAUAACUUCAAUCAUCACGUUGAUCGAAUCUGCUGAAAAAGAUAUUAUAUUUAGCGGUAUCCGCUCUUUUUUGGAUCGGUUUCUACCUCGUAUUCUUGAGUGUGCAUCCAGAGAUAAAGACAACACCGCUCAAAAUGCAUCGCUGCAUCUUUUGCACAAGCUUUCUGCGCAUGAGUUAGUUGACAUCGAAAUAUUGGAUAGCCUGCUUUUUGUUCUGUUUUCCAAAAACCCACAGGCAAAAGGCCUAUUUGUCAAAAUAUUGACUAUUUUGCUGUCAAAAAAGACGCAAUCUCCGCAUAUGGCCGAGUUCAAGUCGAUUUUCAGUAUCACCGGAUGGCUUCUUCAAAAAUUUCCACCAUCCUUUUGUUGCCUCAAAAAAGAUCUCUGCUCGUUGAUCGUAGUGAGUCUUGUUGAAUGCUAUCAGGGAUCCGCGGAAGCUCAACAUAUGCACUUUGAGAACAUUGUAUCUUUUCUUUGCUCGGAUUUUUCUCUGAUUCCGAUGAAUGAGAUCGAAGUGGACCUGGAUAGCAUUAGACAAAUUUUGCUCUACUUUCUAAGUGCACUGUGCAAAAACGCGGGGUCCUCUUCCAAUGAAAUUAUUUCUCUUUUCAUUCUGAAUUGGGGAAAAAUCUUUUCCAAUAUCCAUUCUACCCCAAAUUUCAAAAAGAUCAUUUUUUCCAUUGUGCAUGGCAUGAUUGCAAAAGCUCCUAUUUCUCCGGUAUGUGAGUCUGAUUCAAAAGAAUGGCUAAUUUCCAUUUCAGAGAUUUUCUCCUCUGCGCAAAUGGUGUUCCUUGACAUCUCGUCAUUUGGUACAGAAGAUACGGAGAGCACCAAUGUAUCAUUAGUCAAGAGCAUAGUUUCGGCCUUUGGAAUUGAAAAUUUACUCGUGGAAAAGCGAACCCUUCUUUUCAGCAUAUAUUCGCAUUUAGAAGAGCAAUUUUGUGCACUCUCCGGGGCUCCAUUAGAGCAUUACCUUUGUCAAGGUGAUAGUGCAAAACUGUGCAUCACCAUGGAUAAGCUGCAGUGUCUGUACAAUGAAUUGUCUACAUCUGGCUCCCUGUUAUUUGAUGACGUCAAGAAACUUAUUGUUGGCCACUUUGAGAAAAUAUUGGAUCAAUACAACGGGAUUUUUUCCGUUUUGCAGGCUUAUCCUUCAAAUUCAAACGUAUUGACACUUUUUAAUUACAUUUCUACAUAUCUUUUUUCAAUCUCUAAGCUGAUCGCGUCAAAUGAAGAAGCUUCGCAAGUAAUCUUUUCCAUCAUCAAAUCGAGCUCUACUUGUGGAGUGGUAACCAAAAGUUCGCCAUCGACGCAAGCCUUCGCACUGUAUACGGAUGCUUUACUUUUUGCUCUGAAAAGCGGGAAACUUUCGGUCAAAGACAUUGACAGGACGCCUUUGGAUUGCAUUGAAAAUAGCAUCGUAAAGAACUUCUAUACCCUGUCAAGAUCUAACUCAUCCAAAAUCAGUACCGACUUUUCUGAAUUUGUUGCUCAUAUCGGAUGUGACCUGGAGGUGGUUCGCUCAGAUGAAUACUCAAACAUAAAGUGCUACCUCAAACUGCUUUUUAUGCAGCUCGUUGACGCAAAAAUAUUGAAGCUGUUUCUUCAAUUAUUUGAAAGCCUUCCUAAUCCACUGAUAUUACUUUUCAAAUCUUAUUUGGCCGCUCUUUCGGAGCCGUCCUUUCUGUCAUCCAUCAUAAAUACCCUUGCAGAGGGCUUUCUGGACCUUAGUAAUUCGGAUCUCUCCUCUGUUGAGCAUGUGCAAAGGCUAGACGAGUUUUUAUGUUCAAUCUUUUCGCCGUCUCAUGAAAAAGGGACCACUUUUCCUCAGUCACAUGUCUUGGAAACAUUCACAAUUGCCCUCGUGUCCGCAUUUGUUAAGCAAUAUUUUGAAAACAAGGAUAUCAAUUUUUAUAUUUUCAAGCUCGUUAACGAGGGUUGGGCAAAAAAUCUGUCUGCAAACACUGCAUAUGAAAUCAACGCCAGCGUAGAGU